AUGGCACCCAUAUUGGAGAAUUUUUAUAGAAGUACGGGUACCUUAGAUGUUGAAGAUAACAAUUUCCCAUGUGAUUGCCGACUCGAUUGGUUUAUGUCACUCAUGAAUAGAACAGAAAGUGCUAGUUUAAAACUGACCUUAGAAAACUUCAAAUGUUUCCCCGAAGCCGGGCUUCAUGACAAGUGGAUGAAGAGAGUAGAGUCUGAUAAAAUCAACAAUCCAGUAAAUGCGGAAAAUGAAGAAACCGCUGCACAGGGUGCAGAUUACGAGUAUUAUGACGACACAGAGCUUAACGGAAAACUAUUUUACACGGACGUCAGGGAUUUACUAAACUGCACUAAGAUGGACACUAAGCCUGUGGUCUUGACAACGACCGUAAAACCUCAGGAGCAAGGAGAUGACGUCACAAAAGGAUUAAAUACCAAAGUAACUGCUAAUCCUAUAUUUUCUUCCACAUUAUUUACCAGGGGACAUGAGAAGGAUGUUUUGGACACGGUUACAUUAAAGACAACAAGAGCUCCCGAAGCUAUUAAGAGCAAUGUAAAUGAAGUAGCCAACCAAAUGAACAAGGAAACCAAACCAAAUAUAUACACGACUAGUCGAUUAGCUACCGUAUCAGCUAAACCGUUGGAACGAAAGCAUUACGAAGACGGCAUGGCUUCGGACGAGGCGAAACCAGACAGAAUAAAAGCCCAUCGGAGUAUUCAAGAUAUCAACGAUGACCUCAAUGAUUCAUUUAACAAUGCCACUUGUUUUCUUCCUUAUUACGAUAAGUGUAGGAAA
Molecule: messenger RNA, 783 nt
Organism: Iphiclides podalirius (scarce swallowtail)
Lineage: Eukaryota; Metazoa; Arthropoda; Insecta; Lepidoptera; Papilionidae
Source: the annotation of a GenBank genome assembly